Molecule: messenger RNA, 1202 nt
Organism: Ixodes scapularis (black-legged tick)
Lineage: Eukaryota; Metazoa; Arthropoda; Arachnida; Ixodida; Ixodidae
Exons: 7
Coding region: 184-1128 (314 amino acids)
Source: RefSeq, a predicted model, not a curated record
GAUGAUGAUGAUGAUGGAGCCCAAUGAUGGCGACGGCGGCAAGGCGUGGAUAGUUGAUGCGGGAGAGUUCACUUUAGCGGGAGAUUGCUUCGACGCGAACGUUAUCAACUGUUAUAAAUGAUCGCACACAGUGUACACCAUUCUAACAGUAGGCGUUUGUCGCUUCAUUCUUAAGUCUUUGCAAUGGCGAAACAAGAAACGUCGCGCUUCUUAUGGACUGGGAAAGCCUACUGUGCUGCAAAAUGGUGCUGCAACCGAAACUCUGCGGACAUAUCCCUCAGUCGUUUUCCACUUGACCACAGACUGAAGGAUUGGGUGGCCUAUGCCAAUCGACCAGAGUUCUUGGACUAUUCCUCCAAAAAAGUUCACGAACAGCGUUUGUGCUCGGAGCAUUUUCGGAGCACCGAUUUUAUCGGCGCAAGCAGGAGGUUGAAGUUCAAUGCCGUUCCCUCGGUCCCCGUCACCAACCGUCACCUUCGGCCCCUGGUACCACCAGCUUUCUUCUUGGAUCCAUCAGAUAUUGCUGGGGCAAAGGCACUGGCUUUAGAAAAACCAGCAGGUCUCAGCGGUGAACGAGGGAGUGCUGAGGCGGACGUUGAGCUUGGGGAAGAAAGAAGAGACAGCGGCGCGGCAGGUCAACAGGAACCCGCCGCCCUGAAGAUCAUCCACCGAAACGUCUACGUGGCAGCGGACGGCGGCACCAAGUUCAGAGACAGGGUAGUGAAAAUCCCCGCAUCAAGGCACAGGAGAACAGCAGAAUGCCGACAGAUCCCUUCAUUAAAAGAACCCGCAGUGGAGGAAGAGCGUGUCCCGAGUCCCCUGGAGCUUCCGGUCUUUUCGGACGAGCUCUUUCCAGGCAUGGAUUGCGAAGACGUCGACAUGAUCGAGGAAGUCGUCGACCUCGGACUAGACAUGACCUCCGACGACGAUGAGCCGAGGGAACCAGAGACGAAGACAGUGGCUCAACAGACAGAGCACAGCAGCUGGGGGGUCUCCAAAUUCAGCACUUUUCUGUGCUCCUUAAACAAGGAUGGUGCGUCUACGCAAGUGUCUCAUGGACUUGCCGAACACUCAUACAACGUAGCCGAGGGGCCAGCUGAGUGGCUCAUCUCGUAUUUGGUGUACUGAAGAACCAGAAGUGUGUGGACCACUUUGUACAUACCCCAUCUUAAAGGAGUCAUGAAACACUCUUCCAACUUUUU